This is a messenger RNA of Ictidomys tridecemlineatus (thirteen-lined ground squirrel), 1622 nucleotides long. The record is from RefSeq and is a predicted model, not a curated record. NCBI's taxonomy places the organism in Eukaryota, Metazoa, Chordata, Mammalia, Rodentia, Sciuridae.
UGCUCCGCGACUGACAUGCAUUUACCCUAUACCUAUUUGGAGGAAUCUCCUUGGUGGAUGUCCAAGUGCCGCUCAGAGCCCGGGCAUUAUAUAACCAAUCGGAAAUUGGCUGAGACCCUGAUAAAACUUAUACGGAAGAAAUGAAAAAAUCCUGAAAAGCUAUUCCUGGAGUGCAAUCCAGGUCCUGGAAUCCUGACUCAAGCAUUACUUGAAGCUGGUGCUAAAGUUGUUGCCUUAGAAAGUGAUAAAACUUUUAUUCCACAUUUGGAGUCCUUAGGGGAAAAUAUGAAUGGAAAACUAAAAGUGGUCUACUGUGACUUCUUUAAAAUGGAUCCUGACAAUUGUACAAUAGCAAAACCGCCUGUUUACGCUUCAAAUGAGCUUUUUAAAGAUUUAAGAAUACGAGAAGUUUCAUGGAAAGCAGGUAUUCCUUUAAAAAUAGUUGGAAUUUUGCCAUUUAGAAGUGAAAGAAACAUACUUUGGAAACUUUUAUAUGAUCUUUAUUCCUGUACUUCUAUAUAUAAAUACGGACGAGUAGAACUAAAUAUGUUUGUCAGUGAAAAAGAAUACCAGAAUCUAACGGCAGGUCCAAAUCCAAAUUUCUAUCAGGCAUUAAGUGUACUCUGGCAAGUAGCUUGUGAUGUUAAGCUUCUGCAUGUGGAGCCUUGGUCGUCAUUUGAUAUAUGCCCCCAAAAUGGGCAGCUGGAAAAGCUAAAGCACAGGGAACCAUUAGAGCCAAUACAACAGAACCUGUAUUUUAUUCAAAUGACUCCUCGAAAAACUUUAUUUACAGAAGAGUUGACUCUCGUUAACUAUAAUGUAUUUUUUCAUAUGGUAAAGCACUGUUUUGGGAAGCGCAAUGCCAAGCUAGUAGAUCAUUUACAUUCAUUGAGUCCAGUUGAUGCCAAGCAUAUAUUGAGGCAAAUAAGAAAAAAUGAAGAUGUGAAAACAAUUAAUAUGUAUCCUCGAAACUUUAAACAACUUUUUCAAACUAUACAGUGUUCAGAAGAUUAUGCCCAUAAAUGGCUGUGUAAUGAGAACCUGGAAGACUCAGCCAUGUACAGAACAAAUUGUCAGAAUGUUAGCUGAAGCAUUUUAUUUGUAAACAAAUGAAAAAGAACUAAGUUUGAAAAGUUCAUAUCCUUUCAACAAGAUGACUGUUCUUUUUGAGCACAGACUAGGCAAAUAAUCUCUUCUGUUGAUACCAUUGAUAUCAGUGAUGGAUUCUGUUUUUUUCACAACAGAAUAAAAUGGAAAUUUCAGUUGAUUAUGGAUUUCAUCAGAUUGUCUUUUGAAAAAAAUUCCUAUGUACUGUAGCGUUGGGAGUAUAAUAUAAGGUGGUACAAGGCAUGCUUAGUAUGAGCAAAGCCCUGGCUUUGAUCCCAAGUACCAAAAAAUAAGUUCUUAUGUGCUUAUACUUAUAGGUCAUUACCAGUUGAAAUAUAGUAACUUACAUCAGCACUUUCACUGGUGCCGAUUUUUGCAUAUUCAUGGUGGGCAAAUGAGUUUGGAUAUUAUUAAGUUUAGAAAGUAAAUUAAACUAAUUUAAGUGGUUUGUUUUACCUUUCUGGUUGUUGAAAUGUAUUAUCAAAUGCUGUACAAUGAAAUUACUUAAAUUCUAA